Molecule: messenger RNA, 2718 nt
Organism: Anisakis simplex (herring worm)
Lineage: Eukaryota; Metazoa; Nematoda; Chromadorea; Rhabditida; Anisakidae
Source: the annotation of a GenBank genome assembly
GACCAAAAUUUCAGUACGUCAGCGUCAACGGGCUUAACUGAGAUUCCGGAUAUAUUGGCACAAACAGAGCACGGUUGUACGGUAUUGAUCGAUGGACACGCGUUGAGAGACGUGUUGAAUAGUGUUGAGAAUCAUGACGCAAAACUUGAAUUGGUACAGGAUUUGAUAAAACAGUUGAAUAGCAUUAAAGAACGACUAUCAUCUGAUGAGUUGCUGAAUAUUGGUAAGGAAGAGGAGGACGAUUUAGAAGUGGACGGUGAAGAGUCUGAAGAAGAGGACGACGGAUUAGUCGACGAGCCUGAGCAAACCCAAGACGAACACUCUUCCAAUGUGAAUAGCAGCAACCAGGAUAUAUCUGAAGAAGACGUCUUCUUAUCGUACAUUCGCAGUUGUGACGAUCCAAAACAGAAAAUGAUGGGCAGUGAAAGAAGUGCUUUGGAUGAAUUUUUUCUGCGACAGCAACAACACCAUCAAUAUCUGAUGCAGCAACAGCAUCAGCAACAGCAACACAACGAACACCAGCAACGUAUACUUGCGAUGGCGUCUGCAAUCCAGCAGACGGCUGCCGCUGCAGCUGCCUUAUACAGCAAACAAUCGCAGAGCAAUUCAGAUCGAAGCACCACCUUCAGUGGAGCACUUGCUGCUGCUGCUGGUGCCACCGGAAUGAGCGCCGCCACCGCUGCACCGAGUGCACUCAUCGGAGGCGCAGUAGCCAAUCCACCGUCAACAAUCAACACUCCCACAACUACAACUGCUACUGCCACAAGUAACGACCUGUUAAGCAGCAGUAACACUACGAAUGCCACAAACGAUAAUGGAAGUUUAAAGAAUUAUGAUAUUAAUUUCAAUGGAACCACGAAACGCAAUCAUAAUAAUAACAGCAGUAUCAUUGUAACACCACCCAGUGGAAUCGAGUUCGUCUUACCACCAGUUGGCUCUUAUGAGCGCUUGUUUGGCAAUCCGUUACUGACAGCCGGAGCUUCUUUUGGAAGUCAUCUUCUUUCACAUGGAUGCUUAACGAAUACAGCCGCAGCAGCAGCAGCAGUUCAUCGUAGCAGUAGCAGUAAUCAGAAUGAAAACUGCUUGGUGAAUAUGCAUGGUGGCACCAAUAACAAUGACAAUCAUUGUGCUUUGAAUGAAAAGUCAAUGCUUUUUGAUUUGCCGCUUAAUUUGAGCAAAGUUAAAGCGGAAAGCCCAGCUGAUCUAUCGAAGCCUCGCAAAACGACAUCUCUGGGCACGAAUAGUGCAACAUCAAGUGCUGCAGUCACUAGUGCUCCGAAACGACUUCAGGUCGCAUCGCAGUCACCACCUGCGGCGAUCAACUCAAGCGCAUCUGCAGCGCUCUUCCUUACGCGUUUACCGUUUAACAGUGCUGGCACUGGCACCCUUGCACAUUCAAUAGCCUCAGAAUCUCUGUCAGCGUUCAACAGUCACUCGCCAACAUCGUCCGGUAAGAGCACACCAGGCAUGAUCACGGCGGCAUCGAGCACUAGCUCAGGCGCUGCUUCAGUUGCUGCUUCGAUUGCCGCAGCAGCAACACCAUUUGAAAGCAUUCAAGCCGGACGCAUUGCUGCCAAAUCUCCGAAUCACAUAAAACGGCCGAUGAAUGCAUUCAUGGUUUGGGCUCGUGAUGAACGACGUAAAAUUCUUAAGGCUUGUCCAGAUAUGCAUAACAGUAAUAUAUCGAAAAUUUUGGGCUCAAGAUGGAAAGCGAUGUCGAACGCUGAAAAGCAACCAUACUAUGAGGAGCAGUCGAGGCUCAGUAAACUGCAUAUGGAGCAACAUCCGGACUAUCGAUAUAGACCUCGUCCAAAACGAACAUGUGUGGUUGAUGGCAAAAAAGUUCGUAUAAAUGAAUAUAAGACGAUGAUGAAGAACAAAAAUGGUGCUGCUGCUACUACGUCGGUAUCAACGGCUCAAAGCAGCAGCAACAGCAGUAAUAUAUCGACGACGACGACAAACGGUGUCACAUGUGCAUCGUCGUCGUCGAUUGUUGACACGUUCAACUCGAGCAUGCAAACUAGCACUCCAGUGAGCAACUACUCGUGGCCAUCCUCAUCGUGCACAAGCAAUAGCAGCACAGCAGCAUUACUUGAUGCUUCUCAAGCUGCUGCUGCUGCUGCUGGUGGUGGUGGUGGUGGUAUUGGUUCAAGUGCUGGUGAUUUUAUGAUGGAAAAUGUAAUUUUAGCGGCUGCAGCCGCUGCAGCUGCAGCAGCUUUAUCGAACGUUUCAGCUGCGGCCGCCGCCUCAACUUCAGCGGAUUCGAUUAAGUCGACGGUUGCUCGUGCUGGUGCUGGUGCUGAGUGUACUGAGCAAGAUUCGAUGAGCAGCACUAGCACUAACCAAAACACUCUUGUUGCCAUAUCGCCCUCAUCACCGUCAUCCUCGUCGUCGCCAGCCACAGCAUCAGCAGCUAUAUUGUUGAACAAUCAACGAGCGUCGCCAUCGUCGUCGCAUCAUCAUCAUCAUCAUCACUCGCAAGCACGUUGUUUCACAUCGUCUUCUCCUGCUCGAACAAGCAGCGGCAGCAGCACAUUGUCAUGCUUCAGCACAUCAGAUUCCCCCUCUCCGAGUCAUACGACUGCAGCCACUGCUACUGCCACAGCGACGGCCACGGCUCUGUUCUCGGGCGGUGUGAAUCUCGGUGCUGCACUGCUUACAGAUCUAGCGCAUCAUCAACACCAGCAUCGACAUCAUAUCCUACAAACUGCUGAAUAA